AUGUUUGGGUAUGAUUGCAUUGGUGAUGAUUAUAAGGUUAUUAGUUUUAUCGAAUAUGAGUAUACUCCGAACAACAUUGACAAGAGAAAAGUGGGAACUCAACUUUACAGCAUGAAAGCGAAUUCAUGGGAGAUCAUUCAAAAACCUCCUUGGGAAUUCGAUUUCCAUUAUUCAAAGGGUGUCAUUGCGGACAACUCUUUGCACUGGACGGAUGAAAAAAUGAUGGGGAGUUUUGAUCUUUAUACUCGAAAGUAUGAAGAGAUGAAACUUCCUGAAGAAAUUGAUUCUUUGGAUGUAUGGACAUUGAACAAGGAUGGUAUGGAGAAGUCUUGGUCUAUGCUGUUUCGUUGCUCACUCGUAUGCCCUGAGAAUACACCCUCAUCCUUUGAUGUCAUGCUUUGCCCUAUGCCUAUAUGUGGGAUGAAGGAAAUCCAAGCUAUUAGUACUAAGAAAGAAGUAGAUAAGAUCAUUUGCUAUGACCUAGAGUCUCAAGCGAUUCGUGAGCAAGGGAAACUUGUGUUCCGAAGCCUUGAUGCGGAUUACAAUCAGAUGUGGGCAAGAACAUGCAUAUGCUGGGGUGGUAUAAUCCGUACAGCUGCAGAGAAGCCUACUUCAUAG
Molecule: messenger RNA, 618 nt
Organism: Chenopodium quinoa (quinoa)
Lineage: Eukaryota; Viridiplantae; Streptophyta; Magnoliopsida; Caryophyllales; Amaranthaceae
Product: F-box protein At4g22390-like
Exons: 3
Coding region: 1-618 (205 amino acids)
Source: RefSeq, a predicted model, not a curated record